Molecule: messenger RNA, 4813 nt
Organism: Chenopodium quinoa (quinoa)
Lineage: Eukaryota; Viridiplantae; Streptophyta; Magnoliopsida; Caryophyllales; Amaranthaceae
Product: ras-related protein Rab5-like
Exons: 10
Coding region: 4036-4575 (179 amino acids)
Molecular function (GO): protein dimerization activity; GTPase activity; GTP binding
Source: RefSeq, a predicted model, not a curated record
GAUAAGGCCCAUUAUUUCUUUCAACUGAGAUUAUCAUAAAGCCCAUGGGCCCAAUCAAAGUCAUAUUAAUAAUCCUGACAGAGAUUGUGUGUUUGAGUCUCAACCUAAUUUGAGAUUUUGUUUAAAGUGUUUAUUAUGUAUGGUGUACCGUUUUUAUUUAUUUUUUGCUCUUUUUAUGUAUGGUGUACUUAGCCAGACUCUUGUCUGUUUAGAUGAAAUGACAGCUUACUUAUUACAGUGUACAAAGUAUUACGAAGUAUAAGAGAAUUAAAUACGGCUUUAAUUUAAUGUACUCUUAUAAGUUUUUUUAAAUCAUAGUUGAGAUUCAUAUUAUAUUUCUUGUAAGUGUGUACUCAGGGCCGUAGCAAGCCAGGGCAGGUGGGGCGACCGCCCUGGGCCCCCAAAUCAAAAGCCCAUCUUCAAAUCUAAUAAAGGCCCCAAAAUUAUCUUUUUUUAAAAAAAAAACAAAAAUUUAAAGGAAAAAAAAAAGAAACGUGAGUUUCAUAGUUCAGACUUUCAGAACAUUAGAAGAAUUCCAAAAGCCUUCGUUGUUCAUCCUCCUUCUUCCCUUAUUUUUCUCCCUUAUUUUUCUCCCAAAAUAUUCACUUUCCUAAGUGAAUUUUGAUUAACCCAAAAAAAAUGUCAUUAAUUCAAUUUCAUCCCUUUUUGUCGACGAUUUUGUUCUUCAAAACGUAUCUCAAAUUAAUUUCCUUCUUCUUCGUGAUUAUGCUAAAUGUUUUCUACGGCCCUGAUUGCUUGAUUUGCUUGGAAUCUUUCGACCGUCGACGAGAGCUACGGCAUACGGGAUCAUCGUUUCAUCAAAAUGCUAGAUUGCUAAGAUUUGAUUAUUUGAGAUGACAUUGGUUUGGAGUGCAAAUUGAGCGCACUAAGUCAAAUAAUCAGGUGUUUUUGUUCUUUUCUAUACUUAUUAAUUUAUUAUUGGCUUUGUUUGAUAGAAUGUUGCCUAGAAAAUAUUUAUUCGGUAAUGAUAAGAGGAAAAAAAGAAAACGGGCAGAAGAGUUAAUAGAAUCUCAAAAGGGUGCCAUUGACAAAUUUUUUACUAAAGUAGUACAAGUAGAAGAGUCUUCUAAUGAAUUGGGUGAAAAUGAAAAUCAUGAACAAUUUAAGGACAAUAUAAAUAAUGAAAAUUGUGCUAAUGAGGCAAAUGAGCCUAAUGAGGAUGCGACUAAUAUGAAUGAACCAAUGAAUGUACCAAAUACAUCCGAUGUUAAUGAUGUUGGCAUUGAUCAAGUAGUCCCUCCUUUAGAUAUUUAUGAUCCUAAAAAUUGGGGUAAUCUUGACAUUAAAGGAAGGGAUAUUUUGAUACAAAAAGGACCUAUUAGAGAUUUGAACCUUGUGUUUCCCAUUGAUAACAAAUUAAGACAUUUUUCAUAUGCCUAUUACACUAAGAAGUUGAGUAAUGGUGAGACUUUUGAUAGAAAAUGGUUGGUUUACUCAAAAUUAGCUGAUAAAGUAUAUUGUUUUUGCUGUAAAUUGUUCACAUCUCAAAAUAACAAAACUUUUUUAGCAAGUGAUGGUAUGAAUGAUUGGAAACAUCUUGGUGAGAAACUCAAAUUACAUGAGAAUAGUGUUGAGCAUAUGACUAAUAUGAACACUUGGUAUGAAACAAGAGUGGAUCUAGUGGAAAACUUUAUGAUGAUUGUAAUGGUAAUUUUUUGGGCUUAAUUGAAAUGAUAGCUGAAUUUGAUUUGGUAAUGCAAGAUCAUGUUAGACGUAUUCAAAGCCAAGAAAUUCACAAACAUUACCUUGGUCCUCAAAUUCAAAAUGAGCUUAUUUAUCUUUUAUCUCAUGGUGUUCGGACUUCAAUGAUAAAAAUAAUAUAAGAGUCAAAAUAUUUUUCUGUAAUCCUUGAUUGUACCCUUGAUGUGAGCCAUCAAGAACAAAUGACUUUGAUAGUAAGAUGUGUGAAUGUAUCAAGUGAUAAAAUCAAGAUAAAAGAGUUUUUUUUAGAAUUCUUAAAAGUAGAUGAUACUUCUGGUUUGGGACUUUUUAAUGUAUUGUUAGAUGUAUGUAAGUCCCUUGAUUUGGAUAUUGAUGAUGUAAGGGGGCAAGGUUAUGACAAUGGCUCUAAUAUGAAAGGGAAACAUUAAGGGGUUCAAAAGAGAUUGCUUGAAAUUAAUCCAAGGGCUUUAUAUAUGCCAUGUGCUUGUCAUAGUUUUAAUCUCACUCUUUCUGAUAUGGCACAUUCUUUUGUUAAAGCUAUUUCUUUUUUUGGAAUUGUACAACGUAUAUACACAUUAUUUGCACAUUCCACUAAAAGGUGGAAGAUUUUAGUUGACAAUGUCCCGAGUUUAACUGUUAAAUCUUUGUGCAAUACUAGAUGGGAGAGUCGAAUUAAGAGUGUUAAAGCUAUAAGGUUUCAAUCUCCUCAAAUUAGAUUAGCUUUGUUGGAAUUGUAUAAUUCUAGUGGUGAUGACGCUAAUAUUGCUAAAACAAAAAGUGAAGCCGAAAGUUUGGCUAAUUCUCUUGCAAGUUUUGAAUUUUUACUUGGCAUGGUAAUUUGGUAUGACAUUUUAUUUUCUAUUAACAUUGUGAGUAAAAAGUUGCAAUCUAAAUCCAUGAGUAUUGGAGUUGUCAUGAACGAAGUGCAAGGUAUGAUCACAUAUUUUGAGAAAUAUAGAAUUGAAGGGUUUGAAUCUAGUUUAAAUACUGCCAAAAUCCUUGCACUUGAUAUGGAUAUAGAGCCAAAAUUUCCAAUAAAGCGUCGCAUCACUAGAAAAAGACAAUUUGAUGAGAAUGAGAAUGACAAUAAUGAUGAGGAAAUUCAAUCACCCGAGGAAUCUUUUAGAGUCAAUUAUUUUUUGGUGGUUGUUGAUAUUGCAAUAGCUUCUUUGAAAGAUAGAUUUGAGCAAUUGGAGGUAUUUGAUAACGUUUUUGGUUUUUUAUGCGAUGCAAAAAGGUUGAAAUCAUUGGAUAAUGACGAUUUAAGAAAAUCUUGCACAAGUUUUAUGACUACCUUUACUCAUAAUAAUUUUUCGGAUGUUGAUGCAGAUGAUCUUUUUUCUGAACUGAAAGUGUUACAAAUGACUUUGCCAAACGAUUUGAUGUCAGCAUUUGAAAUCCUUGAGUUUGUCAAAGCUGCAGAUUGUUAUCCAAAUGUUUCUAUUGCCUAUCGAAUCCUAUUAACUAUGCCGAUGACAGUUGCAUCUGCUGAAAGAAGUUUUUCGAAGUUAAAAUUACUAAAGACCUACUUGAGAUCUUCAAUGUCACAAGAAAGGUUGAAUGGUCUAGCUACUUUAUGUAUUGAGAAAAUAAUGUUAGAACAUAUUAAUGUAGAAACUAUUAUUAGUGACUUUGCAUCUAGAAAGGCUCGUAGAAAUAUUUUCAUAUGAACGCUUAGGCUUUCAUUUCAAUGUUUUAUCUAUAUGAAAUUUGAUGUUUUUAAAGAUUAUUAUGCGUAAUAAAAUAUGUAGUUUUUUGCCUACUCAAAUUUUAUUUUAUUUCGAAAUAUUUAUGUGAAUUAGGGCCCCGAUUUAUGUCUUCGCCCCGGGCCACCGAAAUUUCUGAAACGGUCCUGUGUGUCCUAUACAUUCAUGCGUACCAUACAUAUAACCACAAUGAUUUAUAAUUCAUCUAUUUAUUUUGGAAAUUUUAAAGAUAAGUGUUGGAAGUAUGCCAUGUACAUUAAGCUGGGUGUAAAAAAAAUUGUCAUUUUUCGUGAAUAAUCCAAAAAUAAAAUAAAAAAAUAACAACUUUAAUCCUUAAGGAAGGAGAAUGGGUGGAGUGUCAUCAAAGGGAGAAGUAUAACACGGGAACCAAAUUGCCAUUAAUACCUGAAAAAGAAAUACCAACAAAAUUAUCUAGCAAAAAGUGCUAAUACUGCCCAACUUACUAGUCAAACCUAACAGUCUUAAUUUCUCCUCUGUUCUUCCUUAUUAUUUUUUUAAUAUUAUCAUUUUCACAAUUGUAUCUAACAAAGUUUUUUCGUUUCUUCAAUUUUUCUAAAAUACCUGGUUUUGAUCAACAUGGCCACUAAGAAUGUUCAAGCCAAGCUGGUAGGUGCUUCUUGGGGAUAUGGGAACAGGGAAAACAAGCUUAGUUUUGAGAUUUGUAAAGGGCCAAUUCUUCGAUUGUCAGGAAUCAACAAUUGGAGCAGCAUUUUUCACCGAGGUGUUGUCCUUAGAUGAAGCAACUGUAAAGCUUGAUAUAUGGGACACUGCCGGACAAGAACGGUACCAAAGCUUAGCUCCUAUGUACUACCGCGGUGCAGCUGCAGCUGUCGUGGUCUAUGACAUUACUAGCAUGGAAUCAUUUGAGAAAGCGAAAAGAUGGAUUGAGGAAUUGCAGAGGCAAGCAAGUCCUCGCACGUUCACUGCAUUGGUUGGCAACAAGGCAGACCUUGAUGAGAAGAGGGAGGUCGACAACGAGGUAGCUGAGGAAUAUGCAAAAGAAAAUGGGUUGCAUUUCUUUGAAACUUCAGCCAAAACUGCACAAAAUGUCAAUGAGCUCUUUUAUAAAAUAGCGGCAACAUUGGCAACUUGUCCCUCACGUUCAAGUGGAAUGAAAAUUCAAAUCAGACAAAGUCGACGAGGAAUGUAUUGUUGCUUCAGUUGAUACAAUGCUGAUGUUCACUGUUAUUAUCAAAAGACAGAAGCUGAAACAUGCCAAGUCAGAAGGCAGAAACCUGGUGUGAAAAACAGAGCACUACCUUCACAGAUAUUUGUAUUAUGUGCAUUGUGUUUUCUGAAGUCUUGUUCUCUUCCAAGCUUCAUUUGUCUAUAAACUUUCCUAAGUUAUUCUAUGAAAGCAACUCCAAUCCUAGAGUAACCAAAAUUUUAGAUCUUCAACUAAA